Rubroshorea leprosula is the source of this 857-nucleotide messenger RNA. Lineage: Eukaryota; Viridiplantae; Streptophyta; Magnoliopsida; Malvales; Dipterocarpaceae. The record is from the annotation of a GenBank genome assembly.
AACGGUUUUCAUUACUUAUAUCGUUAAAACUGACAGUUUCUGUCAAUGUGUAAUAGAGUGUGUAAUAUAAAAAUUGUAGAUUAAAACAUACAAAGUGUAUGUUGAAGAGUUAAGUCUCAAAAACAAACAAUUAUAAGUGUUUCAAGGGAGUGUGGUGAUUGUCAUCCCAAUAAUGCUCCCAAUGAAGCCAUGAAGAGGAGCAAAUAUUUAUCAGAUUAUAUGAUGUACCUGCUGGUCAUGCGACCCACCAUGCUACAGUUUGAGCAUCGUAGGAAUUUCUGGUUGGAACAUGUUAUUGAUAAGCUCUGUCACCCUAAAGCACCAAAUAUGAGAGCUUUGCUCGAGUCACUGCUGGACCUUCCCGAAUCCAGUCCCGAGGAUAUGACGAGUACUGCGAUGGAGAAUCUGCCAGAUUUUGCUAGAUACCUUGCCAAAACAUUGAAUCAAUGCCACAAUAAAUGGGAGCUGAUAGAGGCAAUGUGGAUUGAGAUGCUUCUCUAUGGAGCUCUUUCGUACCAACAUGUAAACCAUGUUAGGCAUAGCCUGGGACAAUACGGCCGAGAGUCCCUUGCCUUAAUCUGGAUCAUGGUUGGCAAUCAUAUUUUACAAAAAGAGAUAAUGAAAAUGGAGCAGUAGCUCUUGUGGCCUCAGACUUCGCUGCAGGGAAUUUAUGGGUGCUCUUGUUGUGUGUCUGAUUUUCUUCUUCUUUUUUUUUUUUUUCGUCUUCGGUCUUUUUGUUGCGUGUCUGAAAUAAGUGUGCCAGCCUUGAUGCAAUUAGUAUCUUUUUUCUUUGUACAUUGUGCAAUGUGUGUAAUCUAGUUGAAUUCUUGAACAUGAAAUAAAUGUUGGGUAAGUAU